Messenger RNA from Talaromyces marneffei, 591 nucleotides. RefSeq lists its product as uncharacterized. The coding region runs from base 1 to 591 and encodes 196 amino acids. Gene Ontology annotation, biological process: protein polyubiquitination; ubiquitin-dependent protein catabolic process. The record is from RefSeq and is a predicted model, not a curated record. Lineage: Eukaryota; Fungi; Ascomycota; Eurotiomycetes; Eurotiales; Trichocomaceae. Gene Ontology annotation, molecular function: ubiquitin conjugating enzyme activity. The transcript has 8 exons. Gene Ontology annotation, cellular component: nucleus.
AUGAGCAGCCCUAAGAGGAGAAUUGAGGCGGAUGUUAUGAAGAUGCUGAUGAGUGAUUAUGAGGUGACCCUGGUGAAUGAUAACAUGUAUAUUUUGCCCAUUCCCCCCACCCUCCGAUGGCAAGAAUUUUACGUCCAUUUCAAAGGCCCCGAAGAGACACCAUUUUCGGGCGGUCACUGGAAAAUCCAUGUCGAACUACCAGAUCAAUACCCAUACAAGAGUCCCAGUAUCGGCUUUGUCAACCGCAUUUUCCAUCCGAACAUUGAUGAACUUUCCGGAUCCGUCUGUCUCGAUGUCAUCAACCAAACCUGGUCGCCGAUGUACGAUAUGAUCAACAUCUUCGAAGUCUUCCUCCCACAACUGUUACGUUAUCCCAACCCGUCGGACCCGUUGAACGGCGAGGCGGCAGCAUUGCUCAUGCGUGAUCCAAAGAAUUACGAAAACAAAGUCCGAGACUACGUCGCGAAGUAUGCCAACAAAGACGCGGCUGAAGAAGGUGGUGAAGACACCGAAUCAGAAGACGAACUGAGCUCCGUUGGCAGUUACGAAUCCGGUGGCGAAGAACCCGCCGGCACGAUGGACGACGUCUGA